GAAGCGCUUCCCCUCUGGGCUGCGGGCUGUCUUUCCAGGGCUCCAGUGCUCCCGCCCACGGGUAUUAGAGGCCCAAGGCGGCUCCUAAGCUUUGGUCCAGCCUCUGCCUGCUCUGGGUUGCUGCACAGAGACUCCGGGCUCGCCAUCAUGGAUUCUCUAUCAAAAGCCAAUGGCACCUUUGCCUUAAAUCUUUUAAAAGUGCUGUGUGAAGACAACUCAAGGAAUGUGUUUUUCUCACCUGUGAGCCUCUCCUCCUGCCUGGCCAUGGUUCUCAUGGGAGCCCAGGGAAACACCGCAGCCCAGAUGGCUAAGGCGCUUUCUUUUGAUGAAAGUGACAAUGGAGGUGUGGACGUCCACCAGGGUUUCCAGCAGCUUCUCAGUGCAUUGAACAAGCCUGACGCGCAGUACUUGCUGAGGACGGCCAACAGGCUCUUCGGGGAAAAGUCUUACGAGUUCCUCUCUUCCUUUAAAGAUUGUUGCUGCAAAUUCUACGAAUCAGAGAUGGAAGAGCUUGAUUUUAUGAAUGCUACAGAGGAGUCCAGAAAACACAUCAACACUUGGGUAGAGAAAAAGACAGAAGGUAAAAUUACAGAAUUGCUGUCUCCAGAUUCAGUGAGUUCACUGACUAAACUAGUUCUGGUCAAUACCAUCUACUUCAAAGGAAACUGGGAAAAGCAGUUCGAGAGAGAGAGUACCAGGGAGAGGCCAUUCAAAGUCAGCAAGGUGGACACACACUCCUGCGGCUGCCUGUGCUGUCACCGCCGUGCCGUGCUGGAUGUAGUAAAACCUGUGCAAAUGAUGUAUAUGAAAUCGACUUUUAAAAUGACCCAUGUAAGAGAAAUAUCCACCACAAUCCUGGUGCUGCCCUAUGUCGGCCAGGAGCUGAACAUGGUCAUCAUGCUUCCAAAUGAAAACACUGACCUGAAAACGGUGGAAAAAAAAAUUACUUACGAGAAAUUCUUAGAUUGGACCAGGGAAGAUAAGAUGCAUGAAAAAGAAGUGGAGGUUUUCCUCCCUAGGUUUAAGCUGGAGGAAAAUUACGACAUGGGGGCCGUCCUCCGCAGGCUGGGCAUGACCGACGCCUUCGAGCAGGGCAGCGCAGACUUCUCCGGAAUGUCGUCCAGGAGAGACCUGUUCCUGUCCAAGGUCGUGCACAAGUCCUUUGUGGAGGUCAACGAGGAGGGCACCGAGGCCUCGGCGGCCACUGACACCAUGGUGACGUUUGGCUUAAGCAGCUUUACACUCAUCUUCAAAGCCGAUCGCCCCUUCCUGUUUUUCAUCAGGGAGCAACAGACCAAUGGGAUCCUGUUUGCUGGCCGGUUUUCCUCCCCGUGAGGAUCCCCGCAUGCAGCCCUUCUCUUUUUUUCCUGCUGCCAUCUUUCCCUCUGACACUCCUCUUGUGCCUCACACCCAAGUGACCUUACCAGUUGUGUGACAACAGUUCAGAAAUAACAGUCCUGAUUGUGGAAUCCUGUUUUAAGAACCUCCAUUCUGUGUGCUCAUCUAGGAGCUGGUUUUCUAGCAUCUGAAACUCCCAACCUCCUUCUGCAGUCUGUGGUCACACUGGCAGGGGAGCUCUGCUCCUUAGCUGCCUCCCGCAUGGACCCCAUGUCGUCACUGUGGGGGGACAGCUCCCCUUGCUGUGGGUCACCCCUCCCUCCCCACCAGGCCCAGGGAGACAAAAGUGAUGCUGCUUGCACUUUUCUACAUUUAGCAAGAGAAUAGAGGGCUAUAGAAGUCCCAGAGGACAGUGACUCAGACCAAAAAGAACUCUGUCUUCUCUCUUGCUUGCCUUCCUGCUUUCCUGGGGAUCAGCAGGUCAGAGGUCUAUUCAGAUGCCUGCCCACUGCCCACUUCUGCCUCAUCAGCCACAGACAACACAAUGGAACUUGUGGAAGUGUCAGAAAAGCAAUUCAGAAUAUAUGUA
Messenger RNA from Tupaia belangeri chinensis (Chinese tree shrew), 1927 nucleotides. RefSeq names its product serpin B6-like. Gene Ontology annotation, cellular component: cytoplasm. Gene Ontology annotation, molecular function: serine-type endopeptidase inhibitor activity. Gene Ontology annotation, biological process: negative regulation of endopeptidase activity. NCBI's taxonomy places the organism in Eukaryota, Metazoa, Chordata, Mammalia, Scandentia, Tupaiidae. The record is from RefSeq and is a predicted model, not a curated record.